Pedinophyceae sp. YPF-701 is the source of this 735-nucleotide messenger RNA. The record is from the annotation of a GenBank genome assembly. NCBI's taxonomy places the organism in Eukaryota, Viridiplantae, Chlorophyta, Pedinophyceae.
AUGGGAGGCUGUCAGUCGAAGUCCAAGGUGGUGGAGGACGCGGUGACCGUGGGCCGACCAAUGUCGAGCCGGACGUCAGCCAACGAGGCGCACCCAAACGUAAUGCAAGCGGCGUCCGUGCACACCGGCAGCGCCAAACGGUCGCACGUGUCGCGUUCCGCGGUGCGGCAGAUGCGCAACGCCGGGGAGUCGAAGAGCGUGUCCAUCGCCUUCGUCGAGCGCACUCGCAUGGCUGCCACCUCCUCGCACGGGAAACCCGCGAGGAGCGACGUGAAGCGGUCGGGCCCGAGCGCGACCUCUGGGAGGUUCAAUCCCAACGCGAUGCGCGCGCAGUUGAAGAAGAAGGAGUCGAAGAGGGACCAGAGCUUCUCUAGGGAGCGCGCACAACGUCAUCGCUCCUUCGCAACGCAGUCCCGCAAGGUGGCGCCGGGCGUCGAGCAGCUCAUCUACGUACAGGCCGGCGCAGGCAGCCAGCACGGCAUCGAGAAAGCGAUAGGCGGCCAGUCCGGGAACUCCCGCUGGCAUGACGUCCAGCGCUGGGACGUGGGGGGCGACGAGCACGGUCCUUCGUCGAACGUUCAAGGCGAGCCCGCGGGGCUGUUGUUCGCGGGACCGAGGUCUACGAGCAUGGCAGACUACAAGCAGGCAUCGAUGAACGCGAGGAUGUACGACGAGGCGCGCAAGAAGCACGGCGCGCAGCUCGCCCGCACGCGCACCGUGAAAGCGAAGACCUAG